GUGCGCACGCGUGUGUCAGUGCGCGUGUGGACAACAAACAUGGCGACAGGAUGGUGCGGGAAGGGGAGCGCGCUGGCUAUGGUGGUGUUGGCGGUUUGCGGGGUCUGCGCGGGCGCAGCGGAGAGGGGAGCGGGCGCGGGGGGAUCCGGGGACGCGGGCGGAGAGCCCCGCAUCCUGGGCGUGCGGCUGGAGGGCAGCGACAAGCCGUUCACGACCACCGAGGACGGCGUGAUCCAGGUGACCGAGGAGAGCAGCGUGUCCCUUCGCUUCUACGGGCUGCACCUGAGCAACGACACCCGGGCGCAGGUGAGGUUCGUGGAUCUGGGCGGGGACGCAGGUGGAGGUGGUGCAGGUGGAGGUGGAGGUGGAGGAGGUGAGGAUGCGCUGAACGGCACCUGCGACGAUGUCACCAAAGACAUCACCGUGCGGGGCAGCAUGAACGUGAGUAAGCUGGGCACCUCUGCGGUGCUGCGCGUAAAAGUGAAGCUGCUGCGUAAAAGCGAGAAGCAGAGGGACUAUGGCAUGUGCACGAGGAGCCAGAGGGAUGGUAGGUGGCAUCUGCUGGGCGAGCAGGAUGGCAAGCUGCGUGUGGUGGAGGAGAAGAAGUCACUGCUGCCUCUGUGGCUCCAGGUGAUUCUGAUCUGUGGCCUGCUGGUGCUGUCAGGUAUGUUCAGUGGCUUGAACCUGGGCCUGAUGGCACUGGACCCAAUGGAGCUGCGCAUUGUGCAGAGCUGUGGCACCGACAAGGAGAAAAAGUAUGCCCGCAAGAUCGAGCCCAUCCGCAGGGAAGGGAACUACCUGCUCUGCUCCCUCCUUCUAGGCAACGUCCUGGUCAAUACCACCCUCACCAUCCUCCUGGAUGACCUCAUAGGCUCAGGUGUGGGCGCGGUGGUGGCCUCCACCAUUGGCAUCGUCAUCUUCGGCGAGAUUGUGCCCCAAGCCCUCUGCUCUCGCCACGGCUUGGCGGUGGGUGCCAACACCAUCCUGCUCACUAAGUUCUUCAUGCUGUUGACCUUCCCCAUGUCCUACCCAGUCAGCAAGCUGCUGGACUGCGUCCUGGGCCAGGAGAUGGGCACCGUCUACAACCGUGAGAAGCUGGUGGAGAUGCUGAAGGUGACCGAGCCGUACAAUGAUUUGGUGAAAGAGGAGCUCAACAUGAUCCAGGGAGCCCUGGAGCUCAGGACUAAGACAGUAGAGGAUGUCAUGACCCCUCUCAGCAACUGCUUCAUGAUCCACAGUGAUGCUGUGCUGGACUUCAACACCAUGUCCGAGAUCAUGGAGAGCGGGUACACUCGCAUCCCCGUCUUCGAGGAUGACAGGACUAACAUUGUGGAUGUCCUGUUUGUGAAAGACCUGGCCUUCGUGGAUCCUGACGACUGCACCACCCUCAAGACCAUCACCAAGUUCUACAACCAUCCGGUCCACUUUGUUUUCCAUGACACCAAGUUGGACUCCAUGUUGGAGGAGUUCAAGAAAGGUAAAUCCCACCUGGCCAUCGUUCAGAAGGUGAAUAACGAGGGGGAUGGGGAUCCGUUCUACGAGGUUCUGGGAUUGGUCACUUUGGAGGAUGUAAUCGAGGAGAUCAUCAAGUCGGAGAUUCUGGAUGAAUCGGAUCUUUACACUGACAAUCGUACCAGGAAGAGGGUGGCACCCAAUAAGAACAAGCGAGAUUUCUCCGCCUUCAAGCACGAGAGUGAAUCUAAAGUGAAGAUUUCUCCUCAGCUUCUGCUGGCCGCCCACAGGUUCCUGGCUACAGAGGUGAAUUUAUUCAGCCCGGCUCAGAUCUCUGAGAAGGUUCUGUUGAGGAUCUUGAAGCACCCGGACGUGAUCCAUGAGAUCAAAUUCAACGAGAACGACAAGCGGUCGCCUCAGCACUACGUUUACCAGCGCGGCAAAGCCGUCGACUUCUUCGUUCUUAUACUGCAGGGUCGUGUAGAAGUGGAGGCUGGUCAUGAGAAUAUGAAGUUUGAGACGGGUCCCUUCUCCUACUAUGGUGUCAUGGCACUGAGUGCGCCCACAUUAGAGUUCCGCUCCCCGUCUCAUCUCAGCGGUUUGAACCGUUCAGUGUCCCUGAACUACACCGACCGCACAGAGUCUCAGUCCAUCAGCGGCAGCAACACACAGCUCAACAGCGCCCCCUCUCCACAGUACAUCCCUGACUUCAACGUACGCGCUCUGACCGACCUGCAGAUCGUCAAGAUCACUCGAUCCCAGUAUCAGAACGGUCUCAUGGCGUCUCGUUUGGACAGCUCGCCCCAGUCUCCAGACAGCGGACACACACACACGGACCAGCACACACCUGUGGAGAACACACCAACCACAGUGCCUCAGUCUCCAUCAGAAAACACACUCACACUGCCCCUGACGGACACGCCCCCCGACGAACACACCUCCCUCCUUAACGAGCAGAACUGUCUGCCUGCCCGCCAGGCCAACCACAACACACACAACGAUGGCUCCAUCUGACACACACUUACGCACACAUGCACACACAUAUACAUACACAAUAUAACAGACUGGAAUACACAUAUAUACAAUAAGGGUACAUUAAUUAACAGUACUUACGACAGAAACCAUUCUUAACUAUUUAUUAACUGACACUAGUUACAACUAUAUUUAUUAUUAUAAAUAUAUAAUUUUUUAUCAAAUGUCUUGAUUCAUUAUUAUUUACUUUUAUUAUUCAUAUACAUUAAAAUAAGUAAAUAAGCAAUAACACACGAGAGGGAGUGCUAUAAUGUUGAAUACAUUUUAAUACAUACACAUUAUAGCACUAACCUCAAGUGAAUUAUUGCCGUUUAUUAGAAGAUUUUGAGUUAAAGAGGACUAGAAAAUACAAUCUGUUUGGUUAUAAACACUCCCAUUGCUGUUCUGUUUGUAGCUGUACUGUUUGGCUUGUAAGCGCUGCAUUGUUGCUAGGUUACCUGUAACCUAGGAGUAAUACAUGGAGAGCUUCGGUUACAGUGCAUUACCAGCUGAUAGUGGUACUCGCAGAACCUCUCUCAGCCUAUCACACAUUGCAGGGAUGGAACUAGCUGUGGUAUAAUGUUUAAUAAUGUUUUAACUAGUGUCAAUUAAUGAAUCAUUAGUUGAGACAUUAUUUAACCAUUUAGCAAAAUUUAUUAUGGUCAUAAGUACUGUUAUUAGACACGUUUAUAGUGAAGUGUUACUCAAUCUGUCUCCAGCUUGGUGGAUCUACAGAUUGAGAACAGACGAGUGUGUAUAGACCAGCGCACACACACACACACACAUAUACACACACACUGAACUGCCUCCUGAUACUCUCCAGUGAUUUUUACAGGCUUGACUCCCACAAAUCUGCCAAAUCAAGUUGCCAACAAAAGGAUGAAGAAAGAGUGUCCUGUGUGUCUGUGGAAGAGUGAGUGAGUAAGUGAGUUAGAGAGAGAGAGAGCGAGAGAGAUACAGAAUGUGUGUCUUCUGUUUCCCGGAACAGAUGACCCCUCGCUCGACCUCGUCCAAGUGUUCCCACUCCAAACGCAAGACUUCCUGCUCCAAACACUAAUCAUUCUUGAGGUAUUUUUCAGGAUUGCACAGAUUGGAGCGGAUGAUUCUUUCCAAACCAAACCAAAAUAUAUUUUAUUGUCACGUUUUUAAAGAAAGAAUGCUCACAGAAUGUAAGUGUGAUUAAUAUUUUAAUCGGUUUUACAGCAGUAGUUUGCUGAAAAUGCAGCUUUGCACAGUUUUUUUUUCACUCAAAAAGUGUUUGAAGUUCAAAUGUGGUCAAUUAGCUCAAACAUCUCUGGUGCCUAAAGUUAGAUUUAUUAAUUUUUUUACGUUUUGUGAUGAAGAUAUGAGACUAAGGCCUAAUCCCAUUUCACCUCCUGGCCACUUACCCCUUCUUUUGAGAGUAACCCUUCCCCUUGGAAUAGAGUUAAAAAUCCUACACCUCAAAAAUUGGAACAACCCUUGAAAUUAGCAUUGAUUAGCUUUUAUAUUAUUUUAUUUUUCCGUUCCGCCUUAAAUGCUGCAGCCCCUUCUAUCUGUUACACCAAUUAAGGUGGAAUGGGAAAGUUAGCUAGAGCUACUAGCAAAGUUUUUUUUUUUUUUGUUUAUGCUUGAUAUGAAGAAUUUGGCCGUAAAACAUUGAAACUACACAUUAAACUAUGAUAAUAUAGUGCAAAUCAUCACUUUUAACAAGGAAAAACCUACAUUUGUGGGUUUCUCAUAACCCUUGGUUUGAAGUGUGUAUCAGAAAAAAGGGCUAACAAACUCUAUCCCUUCCCCUACCCUACCCCUCCAGCCUAACAAGAAUCGGGACACCCCUACCCCUCAACAUGCACGUGCAAAAUAGAGGGUUAGAGGUAAGGGGUAGGGCCAAGGGGUGAAAUGGGAUUAGGCCUAAGUGUGGCUAACUUGUUAAAGAGGCUUCAGCCAUCUGAAACCAGCACUUUCAGAAACCCAUUUACACCUGUUUUUUAUGUAAUCAGAAUCUGGAUUGUUGUAUUCUGAUAUGAUUUAAGUUGUUUUGUAGUCAGAUUUGUGUCUUAGGUUAAUCAGGCUGAAAUCCAAUUACGUCAGAAACCAUCUUUCUUUUUAGCAUCAGGCCAAGACACAUUAAAAUGAAUACAUCCAAGUGUAAACGCACCCAAGACACAUAUUUAAAAUCGAUACAAAUCUGAUCACUCAAACAAACCACAUCAGGAGGGUCAGUGUAAUGUUUUCUGGUUGUUUGAGGUUAAGUACGAAAAUAGAAUUGAGUGUUAAACAUUUUCCAGUUUCCAGUUACAGGCUGAAUUAUCUACUGUUUUUUGCUUACCUCCGUGGUCCUCCAGUAAUUUUAGUACCAUCUGGAUCCACAUCUCUGAGUUUCUUCUCCUCGCCUUUAAUAAAAUAGCUAUUUGUCCAAUUACACUUUGGGUGCGAAUUUCCACGGAGAUCCGUGGAACAAACACAACAGCAAGUGGAAAUGGAGGAGCUACUGAACGUGAUGUCACGUGACCGAGAAAAAAAAAAAAAAAAAAAAACA
Messenger RNA from Astyanax mexicanus (Mexican tetra), 4984 nucleotides. RefSeq names its product metal transporter CNNM4 (gene cnnm4b). Lineage: Eukaryota; Metazoa; Chordata; Actinopteri; Characiformes; Acestrorhamphidae. Gene Ontology annotation, biological process: magnesium ion homeostasis; magnesium ion transport. Gene Ontology annotation, cellular component: plasma membrane. Gene Ontology annotation, molecular function: magnesium ion transmembrane transporter activity; sodium ion transmembrane transporter activity. The record is from RefSeq and is a predicted model, not a curated record. The coding region runs from base 40 to 2466 and encodes 808 amino acids. The transcript is spliced from 7 exons.